CAGUUGUGUGUUUUCGCAUCUUCUUCAGAUCAAAUUUAUCUUAAUAUUAGUUCAGCGAGGGAUAUAAUAUCUUACAUUUUCAACGAGACAUUCAGUUGAGUUUGGAAAGGAGAAGUGCCUGGUACUACUUCAAAAUGAAAACUAAUAAAAUUCGUAUUUCGCUAAUUAUCUUAUCGUUUCUAAUCUUCGGUGAGUGUAAAAAAAAACCAAAUUGUGAGAAUGGAAAGCCAAACAUAAUUAUAAUCAUGCUUGAUGAUAUGGGUUCGUAUGAUACAAGUUAUCGAGGCUCCAAUGAAAUUUUAACACCAAACAUUGAUGCUCUUGCAUACAAUGGAAUUAUUUUGGAUCGCUUUUAUACUCCACCAAUGUGCACUCCAUCGAGAGCUUCUGUAAUGACUGGCAAAUAUCCACACACUAUUGGAAUGCAGAAUUUCGUUGUUAUCGCAAAUGAGGCAUAUGCUCUGGGUCCAGACGAAAAAUUAAUGUCUAAUUACUUCAAGGAUGGUGGUUACAGUACUCAUUUGAUUGGUAAAUGGCAUUUAGGGUUCUUCAAAAAGGAAUUUACACCAACCUAUCGAGGAUACGAUUCAUUCUUUGGAUAUUACAAUGGACUUAUUGAUUACUACAACCGCACAUAUGAUGAAAUUGCUUAUCCUCAAUAUAGUGAUGGUUAUGAUUUUCGAAGAAACAAAGAUGUGACUUAUGAGGAUUUCGGAAAAUACGCUACAGAUUUGUUCAAUGAUGAAGCUGUCAAAAUAAUCAAGAAUCAUGAUGAAAACGAUGAACCUCUCUUCAUGAUGUUAAAUCAUCUUGCACCACACACUGGCAACGAAUAUGAUUUAAUGCAAGCGCCACAGGAAGAAAUUGAUAAAUUCAAUCACAUUGAGGAUGAAAAUAGAAGAAUAUUAGCUGCAAUGAUUUCAAAGGUAGAUGAAGGUGUCGGGCAAAUUGUUGAAGCUCUGAAAGAUGCAAAUAUUUUGGACAACACGAUAAUUUUAUUCUACAGUGACAAUGGAGCUCCGUCGCAGGGAUUAUUUAAUAAUUAUGGAUCAAAUUAUCCAUUGCGUGGUCAAAAGCAUUCACCCUGGGAAGGAGCUGUACGUAAUCUUGGCUUUAUCUAUAGUCCAUUGAUUAAAAAAAAUCAACGGAUCUGGGAUGGGUACAUACACACAGCAGAUGUUUUACCAACAUUGGCAUCGGCCGCCGGUAUUCAAAUUGGUGAUGUGGAAGGCUAUGACAUGUGGGGUGCUAUAGUUAGAGACAAAAAAUCUCCAAGAACUGAAGUAAUUACCUCGUUUGAUAAUGUUUUUCAAUUUGCUUCAAUCAUCUCAGAUGGAUGGAAAUUUGUAAAUGGAACAACUUUGGGUGGAAUUUACGAUGGUUAUCUUGGAAUUAUUCCUGAAUAUGAAUUAAAACCAAAAACAUAUGCUGACAUAAUUUCGUCAUCCACAGUUGGAAAAAUUUUAGAAAAUUAUGGCAAACCUUUGACACGUGGGAAAAUAUCUAACUUACGUAGAAAAGGAAAAACCGAUUGUAACGAAAACCGAAAUCCUAUUAAUACUUGUGAACCUUUAGUAUCACCUUGUUUGUUCAACAUUGAGAGAGAUCCAUGUGAACGUCAUAAUCUCGCCGAUGAAAAAUCGAACAUGGUUGAAAAAUUCAUACAAAGAAUGGUGGAAAUUGAUGAAAACGCUGCUCCAACUCGAAGAACAUUCGUAGAUGAUCCUGCAAGUGAUCCCGCGAAUUUUGGGGGUAACAUACAAUUUGCAUACAAAAUGACUCUUAAGAAUGUAUUAGUCGGAGGUUUAAUGGUAUUCCUGGCUCAUCAUUCAGGAAAAAGUUAUUCAACUGACAAUUCAAGAAAAAUGAGAACGGAAAAACCAUCACCAGAUUAUGGACAGGCCCAUAUAGGAACGGGAAAACCAAAUGUCAUAGUUCUAAUGGUUGAUGAUAUGGGCUCUUUUGAUGCAAGUUAUCGAGGAUCCAAUGAAAUUAUAACACCAAACAUUGAUGCACUUGCAUAUAAUGGAAUCAUUUUUGAUCGUUUUUAUACUCCACCCGUUUGUACACCUUCGAGAGCUUCUGUAAUGACUGGAAAAUAUCCACACACUAUUGGGAUGCAAAAUAUACUUUCUGGAAAUGAAGCGUAUGGUCUUGGAACAAAUGAAAUUCUAAUGUCUGAUUAUUUCAAAAGAAGUGGCUACAGUACACAUUUGAUUGGUAAAUGGCAUUUAGGAUUCUUCAAAAAGGAAUUUACACCAACUUAUCGAGGAUUCGAUUCAUUCUUUGGAUAUUACAAUGGACUUAUCGAUUACUACACUCGAACAUAUAUUGAACUUAGGCAUUUCCAAUUUAGUAGUGGUUAUGACUUUCGAAGAAACAAAAAUGUGACUUAUGAGAAUUUCGGAAAAUAUGCUACAGAUUUGUUCAACGACGAAGCUGUCGAAAUAAUCAAAAAUCACGAUAAAGGCGAUAAACCUAUCUUCAUGAUGUUAAAUCAUCUUGCACCACACACUGGCAACUUAUAUGAUUUAUUACAAGCACCGCAAAAAGAAAUUGACAAAUUCAAGCAUAUUAAGAAUCCUAAAAGAAGAAAGCUAGCUGCAAUGAUUUCAAAGGUAGAUGAAGGUGUCGGGCAAAUUGUUGAUGCUCUGAAGGAUGCAAAUAUUCUGGACAACACGAUAAUUUUAUUCUACAGUGAUAAUGGAGCUCCAACAGUUGGUAUUUAUAACAAUCAUGGAUCAAAUUAUCCAUUACGUGGGCAAAAAGACUCACCUUGGGAAGGAGCUGUGCGUAAUCUUGGCUUUAUGUAUACCCCGUUAAUAAAAGACAAUCAACGAAUCUGGGAUGGGUACAUUCACACAGCAGAUGUUUUACCAACCCUCGCAUCGGCUGCCGGUAUUCAUAUUGGUCAUGUUGAUGGUUAUAAUAUGUGGGAUGCUAUAGUUAACAACAAAAGAUCUCCAAGAACUGAAGUAAUCACAUCGUCUGACAGUAUCUUCAGCUAUUCUUCAAUCAUCUCAGAUGGAUGGAAAUUUGUUACUGGAACGACAUGGCUUGGAGCUUUUGAUGGGUAUUUGGGUGCAAUACCCGAAUAUAAGGAUCAUACGAAUUUCUAUAUAAACAAAGUUUUAAAUUCUCGAGCGGGCUUGGUGCUAAGUGACUACGGGCAGCGUUUGUUACCUGAAAAAAUUCUUCAUUUGCGAAAAAAAAUUAACAUCAAAUGCAAAGAAAAAGAAAAUCCAAUUGUCUAUUGUAAACCUAGAAUAGCGCCGUGUCUUUUCAACAUUGUUAAGGAUCCAUGCGAGAGAACAAACCUCGCUAAUAAGUUUCCUAAUAUUUUAAAGAAAUUAAAUCAAAGAUUGAUUAAAAUUAAAACUAAUGCACCGCCUAACCGUCGGACACUCUUUGCUGAUCCGAGAAGUAAUCCAAAAUUCUAUAAUAACACUUGGGUCUCAUAUGGUGAUAUUUUUAAUAAGGGAUAA
This is a messenger RNA of Clunio marinus, 3485 nucleotides long. Lineage: Eukaryota; Metazoa; Arthropoda; Insecta; Diptera; Chironomidae. The record is from the annotation of a GenBank genome assembly.